Bradysia coprophila is the source of this 518-nucleotide messenger RNA. Its product is annotated as odorant-binding protein 22-like. The record is from RefSeq and is a predicted model, not a curated record. Gene Ontology annotation, molecular function: odorant binding. Lineage: Eukaryota; Metazoa; Arthropoda; Insecta; Diptera; Sciaridae. Gene Ontology annotation, biological process: sensory perception of smell.
UAAACUUCUAAUUUCAGAAAGAGUGAAAAUUUGUUCGAAUAGUUUGAUUCAGUUGCUUUCCGAAUACAUUAGCUCUCGAUACGCCAUGAAACAUUGCCUUGUUGUAUUGUGUUGGAUAGCCACAGUAUUGGCUGACGAUACGUGGACCGUUAAACACUUUUCCGAUCUAAAAUUGGCUCGCAAUAAAUGCGCCACAACGCUAAACGUUCCCGAUGAUGCAUUCUCUAAUUAUCAAAAUCGAAUUUUUUCCGAUACCGAUCCUUUGGCCAAGACGUACGUGAAGUGUGUCUUUGAAGAGCUGGGCGUUUUUGGUGACAAUGGUUUUUAUGUGGAUCGUGUUGUGUCACAAUUUGGUACCGAAGCGAGUGAUGCGCCGAGAUUAGAGAAAUGUGCUGCGAAAACUGAUACAGAUACAACGGAUGACAUCUGGGCGUUCAGCGCAUUUAGGUGUUUCACUAAAGUACAUACGUCGGAGUUUUAUACGCAAUUGGAUGUGAAGGACUAGGUUUAUCUAGCGG